CGUCUUGACCGUGUCUACGAACGCUUCUCUGCUCUGACCUUUCGGCAAUAAGCUCUUAUCUCCGUACCCCACAUUGUCACUAUCGGACCCUUGAUUUACGUUCAUCACCAUCUCCAUCGUCACGCUCAGGUUGUCCUCAACAUCUAAUCUUAGUACUUGCAGGUAUGCCCGAGCUACUCGACUUGUGCUACGACGUUCUCGUCCAGAUCCUUGAAGAGAUCAACCCCGAAGACCUGGCGGCUUGUGCACAGGCGUCCAAGGGCUUCGGUGAUUUCAUACGAGAGAACACGCGAAUAUACAAGACUGUCUACCUCAAGCAUUUCGAUGAUCCUCGCCGCAGACGACCGACAGAUCCGGAGCCCGAGUGGGUUGAAGCCUUGCAGCGGACAGUAAAAUGCCAGAAGAUGCUUCUUUCCGCCGAUAAUGACCUCAAGCGGGAUGAGUUCAACUACAUCGCAUCGACAGUUGACAAUCUUCUCGGCACCAUGUCGCUUGAUGACCUCGGCACUAGCCGCAACAAGACACUGAUCACAGACCUCUUCCUAAACAUCUCACAAAACCACGAUGCUUUCAUGUGCCGCUCGUCGCUUUUCGAGCGUGCUGGAACGGCUAAGCAGAGACCAGCUGAUGAUGAAGAAGGCCGUCAGCUGAGCGCAAAACUGCACAGCUUCUUUGGCUUUCCUCCAUCAGGCGCUGGAACAAAGGAUCUCGCUACACACCCGUAUGCUAGGUCGCGCGUAUACGACCUGCGAAACUACACUGACCAGAAUGAAUGGGGCCCCUUUCGCAAGGACGGCAGUAUGCGAGUCGACUGGGAAAUGGUCGAGAGUAUCAUGAUUGUCGUUGGACACAACUCGUUUUUUGGCGCGCAUAACGUACCCAACCCCCUUCGCCCCCCGUGGUUUCACCCCCUAGAUGGAGUCAUCCCAGAUGUGCCGGUUGAUGCGGGCCAAGCUAUGCCGGAUUACAUGGCGCUCUUGAAACAACCAGACCUCCCGCUCGAUAUGAAGGAUCCGUACAGAGUCCAAGGGAUCUGGUCCCGCAUUGUUUGCUUUCUGGACUACACUGACCUCUAUCAUUACAACUUUGAUAGCGAGGCGAGGAGGAUGCCUGCCGACGAGCCAAGAGCGCCACUUAUCACUGAAGAAGCCACUCGUCACAUCCUCAUGAAUCUUCAAGUCACCGAUGUCACAGCGCCAGGCCCCUUUGAAGACCCAUCCAUGCCUAUCGUACACUUUAGGGGAAAAUCAAAAUCCGUUGACGCCCAAUGGGAUCCCAACGCAAACUCUGGUAUCCGCGGUACCGUGCGCAUGACAGCUAAUGGAGACAUACGCUGGAAGACCAUUUCAGUGUUCCACGGUGGAGAGGAGCGAUGGCGCAGUGAUGGUGUUCAAAUCGGCGGACUGCGCAGUCCUCGCGGGGUCGUGGGGACGUGGUUUGACAAAGAUUUCGACAUUCAUGGACCUGCCGGACCGACUGUAUUCUGGAAGAUUAGUGACAAAAUCCUAGAACCCAGCGAGAACGAUAGCGACUCUGGGGAGAACUUUUGGGGAAUAUAGUGUCUGUGGGCGAGGCUGGGUAUGUAUCUUUGUCACACUUCGCAUGGUGGGCUGAUCUCCGCUGAAGCGUGGAUCCUCAUAUCCAUGUGGGAAUUUGGAUUUGGGGUUAGUUUUUUAUUUUGUUCUUCUCGCGAAUCUACAUGUCGA
Messenger RNA from Exserohilum turcica Et28A, 1706 nucleotides. RefSeq lists its product as uncharacterized. Gene Ontology annotation, molecular function: protein binding. The transcript is spliced from 5 exons. The coding region runs from base 165 to 1559 and encodes 464 amino acids. NCBI's taxonomy places the organism in Eukaryota, Fungi, Ascomycota, Dothideomycetes, Pleosporales, Pleosporaceae. The record is from RefSeq and is a predicted model, not a curated record.